Messenger RNA from Chaetomium globosum CBS 148.51, 534 nucleotides. RefSeq lists its product as uncharacterized. The transcript is spliced from 2 exons. The record is from RefSeq and is a predicted model, not a curated record. The coding region runs from base 1 to 534 and encodes 177 amino acids. NCBI's taxonomy places the organism in Eukaryota, Fungi, Ascomycota, Sordariomycetes, Sordariales, Chaetomiaceae.
AUGUCUGGGGGUUGGUCGCGCGAACGAAUUGCGUUGGUGGAAGAAGGCCUCGCGUUUGGUGGUCGCAUGCCGUCGGAUACGAGGGCUGCUUCCGCGCUGUCGUCGUCGUCCAGGGGAACGGGUACAAAGCCUGCCCCCGGGUCUGCGGAGCGGGAGGAGGUGGGCGACGUGGGGGGUAUGGGUCGUCUGGGGACGGGCGGGGCUUGGCCGAUGGGGCGGCGCGGGAUCGAAGGGCGGCCGGGAGCGUCAGCGUGCGAGGCGGCUACCGAAGUCGCGGCUGUGAAAUUGCUGCGGAGGGAUGUGUUGCGCGUGAGGAUGCCUUCGCUCGGGGGCGGCGUCGGGCUUCGCCUAGGGAGGCCGAACGGGGACGGACAUGAGGAUAUUCGCAAUGGCGAAGUACGGAAAUUCGAACGAGCAGAACUUGUCGAGCUCGCCCCGUCGGCCAUAGCUUUCAUCACUAAAGCCGACGGUAUCGAAGCCAAUCUCGGGGAUCAUAGUGAAGUCGUCCUUCCGGGUCAGGCCACCACAGUGUAG